Molecule: messenger RNA, 459 nt
Organism: Lichtheimia ornata
Lineage: Eukaryota; Fungi; Mucoromycota; Mucoromycetes; Mucorales; Lichtheimiaceae
Product: archaeal ribosomal protein S17P
Exons: 3
Coding region: 1-459 (152 amino acids)
Biological process (GO): translation
Cellular component (GO): ribosome; cytosolic small ribosomal subunit
Molecular function (GO): structural constituent of ribosome
Source: RefSeq, a predicted model, not a curated record
AUGGAUCACCAAACCGAGAAGGCCUACCAGAAGCAACGCGGUAUCUUCCAAAACUCCAAGAACGCCGCUAACAAGAAGCGCUGGUUCAAGGAUGUUGGUAACGGCUUCAAGACCCCCAAGGCUGCCAAGUACGGCUCCUACAUUGACAAGAAGUGCCCCUGGGUUGGUGAAGUCAACAUCCAAGGCCGUAUCUUGACUGGUGUUGUCAUCUCCACCAAGAUGAAGCGCACCGUCAUUGUUCGUCGCGACUACCUUCACUACGUCCCCAAGUACAACCGUUACGAAAAGCGUCACAAGAACAUCCCCGCUCACUUGUCUCCUGCUUUCGAUGACAUUGCUGUUGCUGAGGGUGACAUCGUUACUGUUGGCCAGUGCCGUCCCCUUUCCAAGACCGUUCGUUUCAACGUCCUUAAGGUCCAAAAGGCUAAGGCUGCCUCCAAGCUCUUCGAGAAGUUCUAA